Branchiostoma floridae (Florida lancelet) is the source of this 2182-nucleotide messenger RNA. RefSeq names its product alpha-aminoadipic semialdehyde synthase, mitochondrial-like. Gene Ontology annotation, molecular function: saccharopine dehydrogenase activity. Gene Ontology annotation, cellular component: cytoplasm. NCBI's taxonomy places the organism in Eukaryota, Metazoa, Chordata, Leptocardii, Amphioxiformes, Branchiostomatidae. The record is from RefSeq and is a predicted model, not a curated record.
ACAUGACGUGUUCGUGACCUUACAUGACCCCACAACAUGGCUCCAAGUCGUGCAGUCGCAUCGGUGUUGCUCCUUGGAAGACGUUUUACCGCUCCUUCUGUCUUCUUGAGGAAUCUCCAGACUCCUGCUACUUUUAGAAUACCAAACAGACUGAUGUCAUCUACGGGCCACCAGCGAGUUUUGGUGCUGGGGUCAGGUUAUGUGUCUGAGCCUGUGGUGGAGUAUCUAACCAGGGAAAACGACACCCACAUUACACUAGUGUCAGCAGUGAAAUCAGAGGCAGAGACAUUAGCUGACAAGUACCAGAACACUCAGGCGGUCAUCCUUGAUGUCCAGCAGCAGCAGAAAGACUUGGAGCAGUUGGUCAAGGACAACCACCUGGUCAUCAGCCUCCUGCCGUACACGUUACAUCCCCUUGUUGCGGAGAUGUGUAUCAGACAGAAGACUAACAUGGUCACAGCAAGUUACAAGACUCCAGCCAUGGCGCAGCUCCAUAACAGCGCUGUAGAGGCCGGUAUCACAGUGAUGAACGAGGUCGGACUGGACCCUGGGAUCGACCACUUCCUGGCCAUGGAGUGUUUCGACAGGGUGAAUGUAUAGGUCUACAGAAGGUUGGACUGAUUAACACAGGGAACCAUCCCUUCCUGGCACCUCAGGCUCCAACACUCACAUGGAGAGACAUGCUGUGUAACCUGCUGGACGUGAUGACUGACGUCAGCGACGAGGCGCUCAAGGCGGCCAUCUUGGACAAGGUCGGCGGCGAGGAGUACAGGUUACAAGUCAUGGAGAAACUGGGACUCCUGUCUUCAGAACCAGUGGACAAACAGACAACACCUCUGGACACCUUAUCAAACUACCUAGCCAAGAAGCUGGCUUAUGGUGCAGGAGAGAGAGACAUGGUCCUGUUGAUCCAUCUCAUCCAGAUUGAGCGAUCUGAUGGCAGCAGGUUUGAGGAGAAGGUGUCGUUACUGCAGUACGGAGACCCCCAGGGCUACUCCGCCAUGGCCAAGACUGUGGGAUACCCCACCGCUAUCGCCUCCAGAAUGAUUCUCAAUGGUGCUAUCCAGGAGAAGGGAAUGUUGGUCCCCUUCCAGAAGACUGUAUACCAGCCCAUACUGGACAGGCUAAAACUGGAAAAUGUCCAGGCUCAAUACAGUAUGGAGGAGCUGUGACCACUACAGUAACAGUACAGCUAGAAGAUUUAAAAGAAAGCUAAACUCAAGAUUAUACUAUCAUGCUAGAUACCCCACCAAAGUCAAGUCCUUACUUGUUUUAGUAAUACAUAGUAGCCGACGUCCACCAUGGGUCUUCCAUUGUUUGAAACUCUCGCAGCGCAGACAGUUACUUGACAGUCUGAAUUUUCUACAUGUCCCUUCGAUUUUGAAUACUAUUGAGUACCCAAGGGUUCCUAGAGGGGUCCUGGAAAAUUUCGACCCUCUGAAAUGCUAUUUCCUGCAUUUUGAGGUGUAAAUUUUGCUGGUAGACGAAGCUAUUUAACGCCUAUAACAGCAUCUGUUUGGGUGAAAAAUUACAUUAGGGAGACAGUUUUAUUAUAUCUUAAAGUUUACAUAAUUAUCGAUUUUUGUCCGCCACAGAGGACGAAAUGGGCAAAAUUAUUUUCCGUCCGCAGCUGCAAAAUUCCGUCAAAGGACAGAAGUAAGGGCACUAAUAACCCUGCGUAUGCCCUUAUUCAUUCUGAUAUGGAUGGAUUCUAAGUAAUUGCACGACAAAUUAGAGAGAAUGCACAUUUAGCGAGUAUUUCCAAAUUACGGUCAAUUUUGGGAAGGUCUUCAAAGCAUGUCAGCUCAAAAAGCUCCAUUCAUAUAUUAACAGAACUGAUAAUGAGACAUGCCAGUCCCUGAUAUCACAAAAAUCAAUCAGUAAAUUGAGUAGCCAUCAGCAUACUGCAAAAUUUCAAACAGCGGUAGAGCUCUGAACUAUGAAGUUGAACUUGACUGCAUAUUUAGCAUAGUCGGCUUCUCAAUUUCAAGUUUAGCUCCCAUUUACUACAAAAAUAUAUAACUACACAGUAUAUUAUAUAGUUGGCUUUUUAAUUUCAAGUUUAGCUCCCCUUCAACUACAAAUUAAAGCAGUGACCAAUGCAGCUGUUAUAUUCUUCAGUCUAUAAGAUCUUAACGUGUUCUUCAAACAGUAGUGAAAGAUUAAAGACUGUGAGGCAUGU